AUAUUACGAAAAUAACCUAAUGGGAACCAAAUUUAGUAAAUUAAAUAUCUCAAGUAGAGAUUCCAAUUACAAAAAUUGUUCGUAUUGUAAUAAACCCUUUACUGAAAAAUUGUGGUGUAAAGAAUGUGACAAAUUUAGAAUAAUGGAAGGAUGGACAAGUGAAAAUCCUGAUAUUGAUAAGUUUAUAAAAGAUACUAUUUGUAAGCCAGCAGGAUGGGACAAAAAAUAUAGCCAUGAUUUUCUUGAAUGGGUACCAUAUGAGAGGUUUGCAGAUAUAAAAGAAAUUGGUGAAGGUGGAUUUGCCAAAGUAUAUUCUGCAACUUGGAUUGAUGGUAAAUCAUCUUAUGAUAAACAAAGUGAUGGAAGUUGGAAAAAAAGGGAACCCAAAUCUAUAAAAGUUGCCUUGAAAAAGAUAAAUGGAUCACAGAAUAUAUCAGAUAAAUAUUUAAAUGAACUUAAGAUACAUUGGAAUAUAUCUAAAAAUAACGGAUUGAGUUUCUAUGGACUAACUAAAUACCCAGAAACUAAAGAAUUUGUGAUGAUAAUACAAUUUGCUGAUAAAGGAAAUUUGAGAAGUAUUCUUUCAAAAAACUUUAACAACAUUAAGUGGUUAAAUAAAAUUGGUUAUUUACUUGGUAUACUCGUAGACCUACGAAAUUUACAUAGAUUAGGAUAUUUACAUAAAGAUUUUCAUAGUGGAAAUGUCUUAAAAACUAAUAUUGGCGAAUAUAUUUCAGACUUUGGAUUAUCUGGACCAGCAAAUGAACAAAAAUCAGAUGAUAAAGUAUAUGGAGUAAUGCCAUAUAUUGCUCCAGAAGUCUUGAAUGGUGAACCAUAUAUAUCAUCAUCCGAUAUUUAUAGUCUAGGUGUAGUUAUGGCUGAAUUAUCAUCAGGAAAACCACCUUUUUACAACAAAAAACAUGAUUUAAGCUUGGCAUUAGCCAUAUGUAAUGGACUAAGACCAGAAUUUGGAAAAGACACUCCUGAAUUUUAUAAAAAAUUAGUUUAUAAAUGCAUGAAUGCCAAUCCAAAUGAAAGACCAACAGCUGAAGAAUUACACAAUAUAGUUGGAUUUUGGUAUGAGUCUAUUAGAAAUGAGAAUGACGAAGAAGAAAAAUUCGGUUAUAAAGGAAACGAAAUUAAAGCAGGAUUUGAAGAAGCUGAUAAAGAAAUACCAAAUAUCUCAACUUCGUACGAGAAGAAUUCAGAUGCCGUAUAUACUAGUAGAGCGUUUACAUUUAGUAAUCUAUUACCAAAACCUGUUAAUUCAUCCAUUAUUACUUCAUAUGUUAAUAAUGAAGUUUGUGACUCUCAAUUAAUCGAUUUGGAAGUAUCUAAUUCAAUACAAUUAAGAGACAGUAACGAUGAAAGUAAAGUUGAUGAUUUAGUGAAUUAGUGAAUCGAAUAUUUAUUAUUUAUUUAUAAGCUAUAUUAUAAUUGGCAGCUUAAUUUCUUUAUAAUUUUCCUUGACACUUCAAAAAUUUAUCAUAAAUAUCAGCUCUGACAUGUGAGAAACCUUCACGUCCUACUUGUUGGUUAGAUGAUUUAAGGAAUAUUAUUGGCUUUAAAUCACGUUCCGAGCUUUUAUUAUUAGAGUUAUUAUAUAAAGGUAAAAUCACAAAAUCAGACAUUUAAAAAUAAACAUUUAAAAGAAUAAAGAAUAUUUUUUUUUUUAUUCUGCAAUCUAAGCAAAACUUUUAAAUGAACUAACAACUUAUAAAC
Messenger RNA from Rhizophagus irregularis DAOM 181602=DAOM 197198, 1722 nucleotides. RefSeq lists its product as uncharacterized. Gene Ontology annotation, biological process: protein phosphorylation; signal transduction. Gene Ontology annotation, cellular component: cytoplasm. Lineage: Eukaryota; Fungi; Glomeromycota; Glomeromycetes; Glomerales; Glomeraceae. The record is from RefSeq and is a predicted model, not a curated record. Gene Ontology annotation, molecular function: protein kinase activity; ATP binding.